CUUUCCUAGACAUAGAUCUAAAAAUGUUUGACCACUAAAUAAAAUUUUCCUAUAUAUUCACAGUUUCCCUUCCUAUUUUCCGCAAAAUUCUGUGCCCCUUUGCCUCUUCUCUCGUUCGUUCUCUUCUACCAAAGUCUCCCUCUCUCCAACAAAUUUUGACGCACCAAAUCUCACACACUACACAGUACACACACUCCCCUAGAGAGAGAAAAACACACACACGAAAAAAAUGGCUGCCACCUCCAUUUCCUCGGCGACAAACAAGCUGACAGACCAAUCGCUGCCUAUUCCGCUUCACGCCACAGCCGCAGGCCCUCCCGCCACCCGCCUAUCAUUCUCCAAUUCAUCCAUCUCGCUCCAAAAGCUCGCUAUCUCCGCCAAUUCCAGAAAUCUGAGAUCGGGCGUCUCCGCCGCGGCGGCGGUUAGCGUUCUGAAGACGGCGCGGGAGUCGGAGCAGGCGUCGAAGCCGCGGAAUUCAGAUCCGGCGGUUAAAUCGCCGAAGCCGACGAUUCUUGUCUCCGAGAAACUCGGAGAGGCCGGGCUCGACUUGCUGAGGAGCUACGGGGAGGUUGAGUGUCUGUACAAUCUGUCGCCGGAGGAUCUGUGCGCGAGGAUUGGGGAGUUUGAUGCGCUGAUCGUGCGGAGCGGCACGAAGGUGACGCGCCAGGUGUUCGAGGCGGCGAAGGGGAAGCUGAAGGUGGUCGGACGCGCCGGCGUCGGGAUUGAUAAUGUGGAUCUGCAGGCGGCGACGGAGCUUGGCUGCUUGGUGGUGAAUGCGCCGACGGCGAACACCAUCGCGGCGGCGGAGCAUGGGAUCGCGCUGCUCGCCGCCAUGGCGAGAAAUGUUGCUCAGGCUGACGCUUCUAUGAAGGCUGGAAAAUGGCAACGUAACAAGUAUGUUGGUGUCUCGCUGGUUGGGAAGACAUUGGCUAUCAUGGGAUUUGGCAAAGUUGGUUCUGAGGUUGCAAGGCGUGCAAAGGGCCUCGGGAUGCAUGUUAUUGCGCACGACCCAUAUGCCCCUGCUGAUAGAGCACGUGCUCUUGGUGUGGAGUUGGUGUCAUUCGACCAAGCCAUCUCCACGGCGGAUUUUGUCUCUCUCCACAUGCCUCUCACUCCCACUACUAACAAGAUAUUCAAUGAUGCAACUUUUGCAAAGAUGAAGAAGGGAGUGCGCAUAAUAAAUGUUGCCCGUGGUGGUGUCAUAGAUGAAGACGCUCUAGUGAGAGCCCUUGAUGAAGGAAUAGUUGCACAGGCCGCCCUCGAUGUUUUUACAGAGGAGCCCCCAUCGAAAGAUAGCAAACUAGUGCAACAUGAGAAUGUCACAGUUACACCACAUCUUGGUGCUAGCACAAAGGAAGCACAGGAAGGAGUUGCAGUCGAAAUAGCAGAGGCUGUUGUUGGUGCACUGAGAGGGGAACUUUCUGCAACUGCAGUAAAUGCUCCAAUGGUUCCUCCAGAGGUCUUGUCUGAGUUGGCUCCCUAUGUUACUCUGGCUGAGAAGCUCGGUAAACUAGGCGUGCAGUUAGUUGCUGGAGGAAGUGGAAUACAAUCCGUGAAGGUGGUUUAUGGCUCAUCCCGCGACUCUGACAACUUGGACACGAGACUCCUCCGAGCAAUGAUCAUAAAGGGCAUCAUCGAGCCUAUCUCGGAUGCCCAUAUCAACCUUGUCAAUGCAGACUUCAUAGCCAAACAGAAAGGCAUAAGGAUCAGCGAGGAAAAGCUAGCAGUCGACUCUUCCCCUGAGAACCCUAUUGACUCGAUUCAGGUCCAGAUAAGCAACGUUGGGUCAAAGUUUGAGAGUGCAUUGCUGGACAAUGGAAACAUAAGCAUCGAGGGGAGGGUGAAGGACGGCAUGCCUCACCUCACACGUGUGGGGGCAUUCAGCGUGGAUGUCAGCCUCGAAGGGAACCUGAUACUAUGCCGUCAGGUUGACCAGCCUGGCAUGAUCGGGACAGUUGGGAGCAUCCUCGGGGAGAGCAAUGUGAACGUGAGCUUCAUGAGCGUGAGCCGGACUGUGAAGAGGGUGAAGGCCAUCAUGGCCAUCGGGGUAGAUGAAGCGCCCAACAAGGAGACCCUCAAGAAGAUAGGCGAGGUGCCUGCUGUCGAAGAGUUUGUCUUCCUUGAUCUCUGACCUACUUGUUUCUAUGGCUUAUGGAAUUUUUCUGGGAGAAAAACUUGUGUUUUUCACUUUUAUAAAAUAAAAAAAAAGUGUAGGCAGUUGAUGCUGAAAUCUGCAGCUAGGCAGCCUCUUUCUCUACACUUGUGUUGCUAUGGUGGUGUUGUUGUUUGUUGUGAUUUUAGAUUAGUUUUGGUAUAUGAUUGAAAAUCCUACCUGUUGUACUAGAAAAAGGGAUUGCCAUGAAUUUUUACUACAGUAGUUGUGUUGGAA
Messenger RNA from Salvia miltiorrhiza (redroot sage), 2389 nucleotides. RefSeq names its product D-3-phosphoglycerate dehydrogenase 1, chloroplastic-like. NCBI's taxonomy places the organism in Eukaryota, Viridiplantae, Streptophyta, Magnoliopsida, Lamiales, Lamiaceae. Bases 230 to 2131 code for a protein of 633 amino acids. Gene Ontology annotation, molecular function: phosphoglycerate dehydrogenase activity; NAD binding. The transcript is spliced from 5 exons. The record is from RefSeq and is a predicted model, not a curated record. Gene Ontology annotation, biological process: L-serine biosynthetic process.